AUGAGUUCUUCCAUAUUGAGAAGAACAACUAUGCCUGCUUUCACCCCUAAGUGCAAAAGUCACCACCACGUCCGAUCCAUUAGUUUGCAGGCUCGAUCACAUCCUAGCACGCUUCGAAUUGAGGAAGAGCUGAAAAGGCUCAAAAUUUGGAAGCCAUCCUCUUCUUCAUCAAAGGCCGAGACAAUUUGCACUGGUUUGUCUGGCCUUGGAGAACUGUACAAAUGCAUUGAGGAGCUUCUCAGUUUACCACUGACUCAACAAGCUCUCUCCCAGAAUCAACACGAAAAAUGGGCAAACGAAUUGUUAGAAGAGUCUGUCCGUUGUAUAGACAUAUGCAGCAACACCAGGGAUGCAGUUUUGGCAAUAAAGGAAGGUCUUCAACAGCUUCAAUCUGCUCUUCGAAGAAGAAAAGUUGGUAAUACGGGCACUGAACUAGAUGUCAACGCUUACGCAUCCUCUAGGAAGAAGAUGAUGAAGGAGGCAGCAAAAUCACUGGCUGGACUGAAGCAAAGAACAGACAGCAAAUUUGCUGAAUCCACUCUCCCGGAUUCAGAUCACCACCUCUGCGCUGUUGUUCGAGUGCUGGGAGAAGCAAGUUUGAUCACCAGUUGGAUCUUCCAAUCGCUAUGGCUGUUUCUUUCAACACCAGUGGGCAAGCCAAGGCCUAGCAGAUGGUCACUAGUUUCAAGUCUGGUGCACAAAGGGGCGAUGGCAGGCGGCGAUGGCCAGAAGAACUGCCGGAACGAGAUGGAGGAGGUGGAGAUGGAACUGAACAGCUUGGUGUUGUAUGGUUCACAAGAAGAUUCUGUGGCAGAGAGGAUUCAAUCUGUUCUGGGAAGGUUGGAGGAUUUGAAGGGAAGCAUUGAAGGUCUUGAAAGUGGACUGGAAGGCCUCUUUAGGCACUUGAUCUACACAAGGGUCUCUCUUCUGAAUAUACUGUCCCAUUAGGCCAAUUGUAAUAGCCAUUUUAAAGUUUGCUGCAUAUUGUAGA
Molecule: messenger RNA, 991 nt
Organism: Diospyros lotus (date-plum)
Lineage: Eukaryota; Viridiplantae; Streptophyta; Magnoliopsida; Ericales; Ebenaceae
Exons: 1
Coding region: 1-948 (315 amino acids)
Biological process (GO): root development; shoot system development
Source: RefSeq, a predicted model, not a curated record